CGCUCCACAGCGAUCUGUUUCGACAUCUUCGUUAAAUAUUCCCUUCAGCGCACCGGCUCAUCUAAUGCAGGCGGCGUUUGAAUAUCCUCCGGUUCCCAUGGUGCACAAAGUUGCCUCAUCCAAAUACCCGCUAAAUUAUGAACGAACAGACAAAAUAAAACUUAAAAAAGUUUUAGGCCUCACAGUAUGCAGCAAUGCAGCAUUGGAUUGUUCACCCAUCAGUGGCCUACUGGCCUAUCCAGCUGGGUGCACAAUUGUUUUAUUUAAUGCCAAAAGACAGACACAGGCCUAUUUGGUCAACACAUCCCGCAAAGCAUUCACAUCCGUGGCAUUCUCACGAUGUGGUCGCUAUGUGGCCACUGGAGAAUGCGGCAUGAAUCCGGCCAUAAAAGUAUGGGAACUUGAUGCACCCAAUGGUAAUUUGGAACAUUGUACCGGUGGCAAUGUUGUGGCCGAAUUUGUCGAUCACAAAUAUGCAGUAACAUGUGUGGCCUUUUCACCGACUGGUAAAUUUUUGGUAUCGGUUGGUUCACAACAUGACAUGAUUGUCAAUGUAUUCGAUUGGAAAUCCAAUCUUAAAAUGGCCUCGAAUAAAAUUAGUUCUAAGGUCUCGGCUGUUAGCUUUGCCGAAGAUGGCAGUUACUUUGUUACCGUGGGUAAUCGUCACGUGAAAUAUUGGUAUUUGGAGGGUGGACGCAAAUAUAAGGACCCUGUCCCCUUGAUGGGUCGCAGUGCCAUAUUGGGUGAUUUGCGUGAUAAUGAUUUUUGUGCCGUUGCCUGUGGCAAGGGCGCAUGUGCCGAAAGUACUUAUGCCAUUACCCGGCAAGGUCAUCUCGUGGAGUUCAGUUCAAGACGUCUGCUCGAGAAAUGGGUACAGUGUCGUACCACCAAUGCCAAUUGUAUCAGCGUGACGGGUCAAUUUAUUUUGGUUGGCUGCGCUGAGGCGAUUAUAAGAAUAUUCAAUGCCAGCACAUUGGAAUAUGUAACCACUUUGCCAAGAACCCAUUAUUUGGGUGUGGAUGUAGCUCAGGGUAUACAUAUCAAUCAUAUUAUGACAGUACCACCGCAGGCCAAAUAUCCAGAUUGUAUUGCCAUGGCGUAUGAUGAGACCAGAUCAAAGGUAACCUGCAUCUACAAUGAUCAUUCCCUUUACAUUUGGGAUAUGCGAGAUAUCAAACGUGUGGGCAAAUCACAUUCCUUCCUCUAUCACUCCACCUGUAUUUGGGGUGUUGAAACUGUGCCAUAUAACAUGGAACGUGAGCUGUCACACACUCUGCCCGAAGAUUCAUUCGUUACCUGUUCAUCCGAUGACACCAUACGUGUCUGGGGUCUGGAGGGUUGUGCCAAUAAUGAAAUCUAUCGCAAAAACAUCUACUCGAAAGAGUUGCUAAAGGUCGUCUACAUCGACGAUGAUCUGAAUUAUAUAAAAGAUUUGGAAAUUGUUGGCGACAAAGGUGGAGCGAACAGCAAUUCCAAUUACGAUGGACGCAAUGGUGUCCGUUGUAUUAAAAUAAGUCCAGAACUAGAGCAUUUAGCCAGUGGUGAUCGUAGUGGCAAUAUACGCAUUUAUAAUUUAAAUAAUUUAAAAUUGAUAACCGCAAUAGAGGCUCAUGAAUCGGAGGUCUUGUGUUUAGAAUAUUCCAAUGAGAAAAUCGAUCGCAAGUUAUUGGCCAGUGCCAGUCGAGAUCGUUUGAUACAUGUGUUCGAUGUGGCCCAAGAUUAUAAGCUGUUGCAAACAUUGGACGACCAUUCGUCGUCAAUAACAUCAAUAAAGUUUGUAGGAGCCGGUCUUAAUUUCCAGAUGAUAUCUUGUGGUGCUGAUAAAUCGAUUAUGUUUAGAACAUUUCAGGGUAAUAUUUUCUUACGUGGUACUCAUACAUCGGGCAAGACAACUCUCUACGACAUGGAAGUGGACUCGAAUGCCAAACAUAUACUCACCGCCUGCCAAGAUCGUAAUAUACGUGUCUAUGGUACCCAAAAUUCCAAGCAUACAAAAACCUUCAAGGGCUCACAUUCCGACGAGGGUAGUCUUAUAAAACUUAGUCUGGAUCCCAGUGGUAUUUACGUGGCCACAUCGUGUACAGAUAAAACAUUGGCCGUUUACGAUUAUUAUUCGAAUGAAUGUAUGGCUCGUAUGUAUGGUCACAGUGAAUUGGUGACCGGGUUGAAAUUUACGAACGAUUGUCGUCACCUUAUAUCGGCCAGUGGUGAUGGUUGUAUCUUUAUUUGGCAAGUUCCACACGAUAUGAUUGUAACCAUGCAGGCGAGGUUAUCACAGCAACGUCUACGUUCGGGUCAUGCACCCAUACCCAGAUCUAUUUCACAAGCUUUAAUAGCCCCCGAAGGCAUUAUUGUGGAGUCACCCACCCCUGAUUUACACGAUGAUCACAAAUUUGCUAUGUCUCCCAAUAUUCUGCAAGGUGAAGUACCCUUAACGCCCGGCUAUAAACUUUCCGAUGUAGGACAAUUGCCACAAUGGGCCAAGAGAAAGGCCGGAGUAUCUGCUCUGGCCAAUGAACCUGAAUCCACGGGAAUGAAUAUUCCCUCAGCUGCAAAUUCAACGUCUAUAAACAAUUUAAGUUCAUCGCCCAGUCAAGCGGGUGGUGUUGUUCCAAGGCCACGUAAUCGAUGGGCCCAGCGUGGACAAAUCGAUGCCGAUACACUAACCGAUAUUCGUUCUAAUUCUGAAAGUCCAUUGGGUAGUGUAUCGACUACAUCGGGCAUUGCUCCGGCCAUGCAUCAUCCAGGUUUUGGCAACACUCAGACAUCGGACUACAACAGUGCUUCGUCCAAGGAUAUUAUGUACAAUCAAACAUAUUUAAGUGAAGAUUCGUCCAUUGAUUCGGGUAUGGAAACCCGAAGGGAGUUGAAAUUUAUCGGCAGCAAUAAUGCUGGUACAGUACCCACCAUUUCUGCCCCUGGAGCAGGGCCAAGCCGAGUUGGAGCAUCAUCAACAUCCGCCACAUUAUCCGUUGAUCGUAAACCGGGUCUGCGAUUCGAUACCAUAUCGAACAAUGAUCAUGACGGUGACAUUGAGGAUAUAUCGGAUGGUGAAAGAACGAGUUCGGAUCAUGGCAUGUUCUAUAACAACAUAUCACCAAGUACACCGACAGAUUUCAAAGUCAAUGCCAUGAAUGAAGAGGAAUUACGAAAAUCGGUACGUCGUCAAAAGUUCGAAAAGGCUGGCCUUACACUUAGUGGCAACGGUUCGCAUACAGCCAGUACCGGAACCGGGACUGGUACCUCUGAUACCGAAGAUGAAGGUUCAACGCCCAGUGCUGAGAAUGCUGAUCGUUCAUUGGCCUCAACCUUGGGUGGCAGUUCGGAGAGUAUACCACAGACAUCGUCCAGUUUUCUACAAGCAGCUUUACCCGACGGACCUGGUAAUUUGCUCGAAAGAGGCAGUACUAAUCGUCGCAGCAUAAGUGCCAAACAUAAUACUGAAAAUGGUAAACCUGGUGUUUCCGCCCCGCCUACCAUAACCAAAUCGUACACCAGUACAAAGAAAGAAGAACUGCUUAAAGUCAUAAAUGAAGCUAAACAAAAGUUGGAAAAUGGUGCACGCAAAAAUGGUGUUAAAAAGUUAACUGCCAUACCAGAGGUUGGCUAUCGGUCACUGCGUGGUAGUCAUAGUAUCUCAGAUUUAAGCUUAGCUGGAAAUUUGGAUGGUUCACGUUCUGGUUUAUCGGCUGCAAAUCGUUAUGCUAAGACGGGUAAUCCCAAGAAUUUAAAUCCAAUGCCUGUCGAUGACUCGUCAUCCUCCAUACGAAGGGCUUGUUCCCUUAGUGAUUUACACAUGGGCAAUAUGGGUAAAGGUGGCAAAUCAACCAGUUCUUCCCAGAAAACGGGUGCUGCUCAUCGCAAUAGCUCAGCAACCCGUUCAGCCAGUAAACGUAAUAGUCUGCAAAUUAAAGGUUCUUCCACUAAUUUAAGUGCAAACGCUUCAAUGGGUGUACUCAAUCAGAGCGAUUCAGAAACUGAAAGUAAUAGCCGAGGCAGAUCAGGUUCAAGUGGACAAAGUCGUACAAAUGGACCCACAGCUGCAAAUCGUUCUUACAAUUCCAAAAAUACGAACGGCAAUAACAACCGUCGCAAGGGAACGCUACAAACUAAUUUUAAUAAUGCACCACCCCAAGAUGAUUCCAGCUCUGAAGAAACCCAGGGCAUCUCUUCCAAUGCUAAACCUAUUGUGCCACCACGUCCUCGUAAUUUAGCUUUUGAUCACAAAAAUAAAAUUAUUAACAGUCCAAAUGUGGUUAAAACGCGAGGUGUAUUAGAAGCUGUCGAAUUUGCCGAUUUAGACAGUAAUGGAGAUCCAAAAUCUCAAGUUCACAAUGUUAUCAACAAAUUAUAUACAACAACACAAACCGUAUUACAAUUGCAUGCAAAUCUCAGAAAUUGUGAGGAUUCUUUGAUGCUAAAAGAAUUGGAGAAUGCUGUGAUUAUGACACAAAAUAUGUUAACAAAUAUAACACAAAAUAAAAAUGAUAAAAAUCAACAACCAAAUCAUGCGUACUCUAGCACAGAGCAGGCGAAUUUAGAAAAUGGCGAUUAUAUGAUGAUGGUGAAUAACUGCGCCGAUUUAUUGAGUAAUUUCCGUAUGAAGCACAAACCCGAUGACUGUGAGAACAACUCCUAGUGUGUAAAUUGAAAACAAAAGUAAUAAUAAAAGUAACAAGAAAAAGAAAAUAGAAGUGAAACUGAACUUAAACUACAAAACUAAAA
Musca vetustissima is the source of this 4725-nucleotide messenger RNA. It is a transcript of the gene Wdr62, whose product is annotated as mitogen-activated protein kinase-binding protein 1. The coding region runs from base 65 to 4639 and encodes 1524 amino acids. Gene Ontology annotation, molecular function: protein binding. Gene Ontology annotation, biological process: regulation of mitotic cell cycle; mitotic spindle organization. The record is from RefSeq and is a predicted model, not a curated record. Gene Ontology annotation, cellular component: mitotic spindle. The transcript is spliced from 17 exons. NCBI's taxonomy places the organism in Eukaryota, Metazoa, Arthropoda, Insecta, Diptera, Muscidae.